Styela clava is the source of this 2691-nucleotide messenger RNA. RefSeq names its product X-ray repair cross-complementing protein 5-like. Gene Ontology annotation, cellular component: nucleus; Ku70:Ku80 complex. Gene Ontology annotation, biological process: telomere maintenance; double-strand break repair via nonhomologous end joining. Lineage: Eukaryota; Metazoa; Chordata; Ascidiacea; Stolidobranchia; Styelidae. The record is from RefSeq and is a predicted model, not a curated record. Gene Ontology annotation, molecular function: DNA helicase activity; double-stranded DNA binding; damaged DNA binding.
ACUAGUCUCUGAACUCUUAAGAGAACUAAAAUAAGAAAAAUUGGAAUGAAAUUAUGGCCUAACCCUAACCUGUUACACAUACUACGUUCCGGUGUCUGCCAUCUUGGUACGCAUACUUCAGGAGUAUCGACAGUUAGCUAGCAAUACCACCAAUGUAAGCUAUUGAAUAAUAAUAUCUGGUAUUGGUUAUUUUAUACUUGCUUUGGCAUCAGAAAACACAAACUGACUCUCUUCGGCUCGAUAUUUUAGUUUUCAAUAAUGUGAUUUCGGUGAUAAAUUUUCACCUCUUAACCACUAUUUCCUAUCUUUCAGACAUCUACUGCUCCUAUUUAAAUUUUAUUGUAUGUAAACGUAUGUUUUGAUGGUGUUAAUAACAAAAUGUAUUUUGGUUUUUUGAUGGGUGGUCUGGUUGCUUUCUAAAUUUUUUUCUAGGGCCUCAAUUUACUGUGUUGUGUAAACCUUGCAAGAAUUUGUUUUAGCAACUAAUUUAAAAAAUUUUAACUGAAAAAGCACGAAUAAUAUACUUUUUACAUUUGGCAAUAUAAUUCAUUUCAAUUUGCAUGUAUCUGUUAAAACCUUGGUUUUCAUUUUAUUCCCAUGAGAUUUAUUUCUGGUAAACUAGGAAUAGAGCAGAGCAUAUUAUUUUGGUGUUCUGUUGUGACCUAUGAUUGAUUAGGAAUUGUAAUUGUUCCUUUCUAUGUGUACUUAUGCCAUUGCAUGUUCUAAUGCUUCCUUCUCUCUCUUUCUGAAAAAGAUAAAUAGCUAAGCACAAGCCAGAUCUUUUGCAUAUGGCUGACUUUAAUUUUUAUGAUGAUUUGGGUGUGACGGAGGAAGGCCAAGAUGAUCAAGGAACUUGGGCCUCAUUUUCCGGUCGGGAUAGCGUCAUGAUUGCAGUCGAUUGUUGUGAGCAAAUGUUCCAACUCACAAAUGAUGAUGAUGAAAGUUGCCCAUUUAAUAAAAUAUGUGAGGCAGCGAAAGAUAUGCUGAGAAACAAGAUUAUUUGCAGUGAACGUGACCUACAAGCUCUUGUUUUCUUUGGUACAGAAGAGACUAAAAAUCCGUCCGAUUUCAAGAAUAUUUAUGUUGUACAAGAUUUGGAUUCAUCAUCUGCUGCUAGGAUUGAAGAGCUUCAAACAUUACAAGAUUCAACAGAAGCUGAUAUCAAAUUGAAAUAUGGACAAUGCAAUGAUCAUCAAAUCAGUGAUCUACUUUGGUGUUGUUCAUCAAUAUUUAGUCGAACAACAGUCAGUCUGUCUUCGAAGACAUUGAUUUUGUUCACAUGGGAAGAUGAUCCACAUCAUGGUGAUAGAAAUGCACAUUUGCGAGCUAGAACGAAGGCCAAGGACCUCAUGGAACAAGAUAUAACAAUCCAAGUCCUUUCAUUUAACAGGAGUUUCGACUAUGAGAAAUUUUACAAAGAUAUUAUAUCUGAUGUUGAUGCGGAUGUUUCUAUUAUACAAAAUCCAGUUGAUGGUAUCACAAAUUUAUAUGAUUUUCUGCUCAGAAAAUGCUCCAAGCAAAGAGCGAUGGGUACUAUUUCAUUUCAAUUGUUUGAUGGGAUGGAAAUGUAUGUUGGUGUUUAUACUGCAGCAAGGCGGGCAACAAAGAGUAGUAAUGUCAAUAUAGAUUCCACGUCAAAUGAAGAAGCAUUUGCAAAAACUAACUUUGUUGAGAAAGACACAGGGGAUAUUCUGCUGCCUGGUGAUAUCAAAUUAUCACAAAAGUGGGGGAAUCGGGACAUUAUGUUUGAAAAUGACGAAGUAGCAGAUAUGAGAAAAUUCUUUGGUACAGGGAUGAAACUUCUAGGAUUCAAGCCAACAGCCAAAGCAGUGAAGCCAUGGUUACAUGUAAAAGCAGCUCAAUUUAUAUAUCCUAAUGAAAAAGCUGUUAAAGGCAGUACAACACUGUUUUCUGCUCUUUUAAUAAAAUGUAUUGAAAGAGAUGUUGUUCCCAUAUGCAGUUUAUCAGCACGUUCCAACACCGCACCUAGAUGUGUUGCUUUACUUCCACAACAAGAAGUUAUUGAUGAAACUACGGGAGAGCAAAAACAAUCUCCAGGGUUUUAUGUUAUCUUCUUGCCUUUUUCAGAAGACAUGAGAAAUAUUGAAUUGAAAGAGACUAAAGAACCAGAUGAGGAGGCAGUGAAAACUGCUGGAACUUUUAUCAGGAAACUAAAGUUCACAUACCAUCCUAUGAAUUUUGACAAUCCAGCUUUACAAACACAUUAUCGUAAUCUUGAAGCAAUGGCAUUAGAAAAAGAUGCACCAGAUGAAAUAGAUGAUCUGACACAACCAAACUUUGAUAGGAUAACCAAAAAAGCAGGAGACUUGAUUGCACAAUUUAAGGAACAGGUUUAUCCUUCUGGUUAUGAUCCAACUGCAAAAGUCAGUAAACCAAGGCCAACUGCUACAAAACGAAAGACGGAAGCAGCAAAUGGCGGUACCAAUGCCAAGCAGAUGAACAUAGCUGACAUAAAAGAACUUGCAUCAACAGGUAAACUUGCGAAACUUACUGUAUCGGUCCUUAAAGAAUUUUGUAAAAACAAUGGCAUUAAUGUAACAGGGAAAAAACAGAAUUUCAUUGAUGCAAUUGAAGAAAAGUUUUUGUAAUGUCUUAGUUUUAUAGUUUACCAUAUUCUGUAGUUUGCAAAUAAUUGUGCAAAUACAAAUCAACCUUUUUUAGUUUUGCUUA